AAUACUGUGAAAUAUGCAGGGAAAUUAUCGUACGAUCUCAGCUGGGAGGCGGGGCAGGUCCGGUUCUACGUAGAGUUCGCAUCGUCUCGCUCUAGCACGUGGAAUAGCGGCAAACAAUACGACCGACAACGUACGCGUUCCACUAAAGAGUGCCAGUUCUGAGUCAACUGUUGCACCACGUUAUACGGUGAAACCUGUCCGUCAUCUGGCAGGUCGAUUGCUCUCAACCUGUGAUCUCUCUUCUAGCAUUUCAUGACGUUAUUUACAAAUUAGAAAAUUGAUACGAAGUUAUAAUGGCGGAGGACGACGUUAACGAUGACAGUAACGAUAUCAAUACGAAAUUCGGGUUGAAAUUACGCGGAAGGAAAGGCGCUUUAAAAAAAAAGAAUAUUUACAAAAUCAAAGAUCAUAAUUUUAUACCGAGGUUCUUUAAACAACCGACGUUCUGUUCGCAUUGCAAGGACUUUAUAUGGGGUUUUGGAAAACAAGGGUAUCAGUGCCAAGUGUGUAGUUUCGUCGUCCACAAAAGGUGUCACGAGUAUGUUUCAUUCACGUGUCCUGGAGUCGAUAAAGGCGCAGACUCAGAUGACACAAGAACUAAACAUAAUUUUAAAGUGCAUACAUAUUCAUCUCCUACAUUUUGUGAUCAUUGCGGGUCUCUCUUAUACGGUGUUUUACAUCAAGGAAUGAAAUGCUCAGCUUGUGAUAUGAACGUUCACAAACGAUGUGAAGAAAGUGUUCCUAAUUUAUGUGGUUGUGAUCAUACUGAACGAAGAGGAAGGAUUCAGUUGAAAAUUAAUUGUACUGGAAGCAAACUCACAGUCGAAGUAAUGCAAGGUAAGAAUCUGAUUCCAAUGGACCCAAACGGUUUGAGCGACCCUUACGUCAAACUAAAGCUCAUACCAGACUCAGAUAACGUCAAAAAGAAAACCAAGACAAUCAAAUCUAAUCUCAAUCCUGUUUGGAACGAAACCAUAACAUUUGAGCUUAAACCCGAAGAUAAAGACAGGCGAUUGUUGAUUGAAGUUUGGGAUUGGGAUAGAACGUCCCGUAACGACUUUAUGGGAUCGUUGUCGUUCGGGAUAUCGGAAAUUUUGAAAUCCCCAGCCGAUGGUUGGUUCAAAUUACUCACACAAGAAGAGGGGGAGUUUUACAACGUCCCAGUUCCGGAAGAGGGUAUCGAUAUGGUGCAAAUUAAAAAUCAACAAAGGACGACUUCUAUCACCAAAAGACCUACGAUGAUGGUGGAUAAAGACGUACCCCAUAAUAUGGGGAAGAAAGAUAUAAUAAGAGCUAGCGAUUUUAAUUUCCUCAUGGUUUUAGGAAAAGGAUCGUUCGGAAAGGUUAUGUUGGCCGAAAGGAAAGGCACCGACGAAUUGUAUGCGAUAAAGAUCCUUAAAAAAGAUAUUAUCAUCCAGGACGAUGACGUUGAAUGUACCAUGGUGGAAAAACGCGUAUUGGCACUUUCCAGUAAACCACCUUUCCUCGUACAACUCCAUUCUUGUUUCCAAACGAUGGAUCGUUUAUAUUUCGUUAUGGAAUACGUGAAUGGAGGCGAUUUAAUGUUCCAGAUACAACAGUGUGGAAAAUUCAAAGAACCAGUCGCUGUGUUUUACUCGGCAGAAAUAGCGAUCGGUUUGUUUUUCCUUCAUUCUCGCGGUAUAAUCUACAGAGAUUUGAAAUUGGAUAACGUGCUACUGGAUCAAGAUGGACAUAUCAAAAUCGCCGAUUUUGGUAUGUGCAAAGAGGGUAUAACGGGAGAACGUACCACUAAAACUUUUUGUGGAACGCCGGAUUACAUCGCUCCAGAGAUAAUCUUGUAUCAACCCUAUGGUAAAUCAGUGGAUUGGUGGGCUUAUGGUGUUCUUUUAUACGAAAUGCUCAUCGGUCAACCACCGUUCGACGGUGAGGACGAAGAAGAAUUAUUUGCCGCCAUAACGGACCACAACGUCAGUUAUCCCAAAGGUUUAUCCAAAGAAGCUAAGGACGUAUGCAAAGGCUUUUUGACAAAAUAUCCUAACAAACGAUUGGGAUGCGGUCCAAGGGGAGAAGAGGACGUAAGGUCUCACGCGUUUUUCAGGCGAAUUGACUGGGAUAAAAUUGAAAAUCGGGAAGUGCAACCACCUUUUAAACCAAAAAUAAAACAUCGUAAAGAUGUCAGCAACUUCGACAAACAGUUUACAUCAGAAAAAACCGACUUGACACCUACCGACAAAUUAUUCAUGAUGAAUUUAGAUCAAACCGAAUUCACAGGUUUUUCAUUUCUGAAUCCGGAAUUUGUCCAGCACGUUUAAACCGAAGAUUUUUCUCAUUGAUACAAAUUUAUAUGUAAUUCGGUCAUUUUUCAUCAAUUGAAAAAUCCGGGUUGAAAAAAAUUGAGAAGGUACGACAUAUCUUUGGAAAGAAAAAUAAUUUUAAGAAAGUGAAUAAUUUAGAAAUUGUAGUGUUUAGCUGCAGAUUGAUUAAUUUCAGUCCUGAUCGACGUAACUUAUCCCAACAAUAAACCAAAAUGCUAAUCCUGGUUCCUCUUCCGAUUCUAUCAGCUGUUUUAUUAAAAAUAAACUCUUCAGGACUGAAAUUCUGAUAUCUGAAGCAUCUUUCAGUGUCCCCACUGACUUAUGUGCCAAGCUUGUCGCUAUGCUAAGCCAAAAAAAAACAUUCCAAUACUUUCGUUGUGUUCUUCAAGUCCAUUUCAUUUACACCCGAUUAUAUAUUUGUGAUGAUUUCUUCUAACGUUUUGGAGUAUAUUGGAAAUGGUCGGGUGUAUGGAAAACUGAUUUUCUUUGUUCAAUAAUCGUUUAGAAAAAGCAAUAAUAACAUUCCUUAGAAUUAGAUUUUUCGCGAAGAAAUGAAACAACCAACCUCAGAAAUUUUAGUUACAAUUAAGGAUGACAAUAAUUUUCGAAAAAUAUUUGAAACAAAUUUAUUUGCUUUUUAUCAUGUUUUCCGACUCAAUGCAAAGAUCAUCAUCAAGGAUUUUCCGCAAUAUACCCGCAAAUAAUUUCAAAUCUGGUAUUUAUACAUGGUGCACCAUAAAUAUGGACGUAAUCUUCAGGGGUUUGUCACAAUAUCAACGUAAUGAUUUCAAAUAUAGCAGUUGCGAGUAUCCCUAUAUACCUGGUGCACCAAAAUUAUGAAACGUGUUAAAAAAUUUUUCAGAGAAUGACUCUAUAUUUUGACAUACAAAGACAUCCCCCGGGUACCUUGUGAAGCGGAACUUAAACGUAAUUUGAAGGAGUUUAUCCAAAAAAAUUCGAUUCUGGCUUCGACAGUACCUGGCGCGUUGGAACCUGGACAUCAUCUUCGAACGUUUUCCUCCAUAGUUUACUAAAACGAAUCUCGAUUUCGUUAUUGGUGUUACCUGGUGAAUCGCAAUUUGGAAGUCGUUUGCGAUAGUUUUUCGUUAGAUUUGUUACAAACAAGUCUAUAUUUUGUACUGCCAAUGCAAUUUCUGGCAUCGCUGUACGUGGAGCACUGGUACCUAGACAUAUUCUUCGAUAAUUUUCCUUUAACAUUCGCGCAAUCAAACCGAGAAUUGUACCGGGCAAUUUUCAGAAAAAUCUUAUCGUUUAUGGCAUAGCGGCUGACCUAGUGCACCGAAAUCUGGACAUCAUCUCCAAGAGUUAUCCUGCACGGCAUUUUAGAUUCUAGUAUGAGCGGUACCUGGUGCACUGGAACUUGGACGUCAUCUCCAGUUUUUCUUCAGAAUUUUAUGCCGCCCUUGUCGAUUUGUAUAUCGACAGUACCUAGUGCACUGAAACCUGGAAAUUAUCUCCAAUAGUUUAUUGCACAACUGCCUCAAACGAAAAAAUCUUAUACCGGGAGGAUUUCUGUACUAUUCUUUUGGAAUCGAGCAUCAGUGGUACCUUAUGCUCCAGAACUUGGAAGUCAUCUCCGGGAGUUUUAUUGCAAAAUUUUUCAAAACGAACAAAAAAUAUUAUAAAGGGUAUAUUAAGUACCGCCUUAGUUGAUUCUAUCAUCAGCGCUACCUAGUGCACCGGAACCUGGACAUCCUCCGAGAGUUUCUUUGCAAAAUUCUCCCAAUGAACCGAAAAUAUUCUUAGGGAGAUAUUUUGUUUCGCCCUCGUUGAUUUUGGUACCGACAGUACCUGGUGCGCCUGAACCUGGACGUCAUCUUCAGGAGAUUUCCUUAGUAUUCAUCAGCAAACCUAAGUCCCACGUCGCCGAUUUGAUCGAAAAACGUGAAUCGUUUCGGAUAUCCUCAAUUCCAUCCGAUUUGUUGAUAAAAUUUCAGAGGUUUCGUUUCUUUUUUUGCUUUAUUUCUAUACCUAUUUAGUCAUUGGCUGAAUUGCAUUAUAAAUUUGCUUGUGAUUCUAAGUACGCCAUUACUUCUAGUCGUUACAUCGAUAACGGUUGUCGAAUUACCUUUUUUUUCGAACUUUGUAUAGUACAGUCCAAAAUAUAUCAUCUUAAUGUUGAUGGGAAGCUCUCUAAUUAUAUAGCAUCAAUUGAAUUUUUUCUUUUAGUCUUUUCUUGAGUAUCAAUUGAUAAAUAACAUCCUGUACAUUUUUUAACGUUCACAUACAGUUAUAAUACAUAAUCAAGGAAUUUAUAUAUAAUAAAAUCAAUUCAAUUAUUUAUUAUUAUAUAAAAUAAUCUUUUACGUGUAUGAUUUAUUUAUUUCUGACGUUUUAUUUGAUAUAAUUAAUGCAAUUUAUGACAACGGAUCUUAACCAAAUUUUAACAAUAAAAUUGAAUAGUAUAAGCCAUUUAUUGACAUUCGAUGAUAAUAUCUGCCAAUCAGUAUCAUGAAAAUAAUUCAGUUAGCACUCAAACAAAAUGUGGUCAUGUACAACUUACAACUUGAUAUUUCUCCCCUUUAAAACCACCUCAAUUCAAAGAAUUGCUGGUUGUUGCAAAUUCCAAGGGGUCCUUAUUCUCGACUAACCGUUUCUCGUUAUCCUGCAUCAUUCUCGCACUAGGAGUCGAUGCUUUAUCUCUGUACUCGCCGGUUAGUCAUCUCAUACCCCUUUCCGAUUUAAAAACAACCGCAAAAUACCCCAAAAGAUGAAUUUUUGAAUUGAAAAAAUGUUAUAAUUUUUGGACUACACUAUAAUUUUCUAAUUAUAUAAUAUGUAUAGAUAAAAAUGUAGAAGUACUGGCUUUCGUAUUACAAAUAUUAUCAUAAGCCUUUCUAUUUUGAAAAUGAUCGCACUUUAUAAUGUACGAUGAUGUAGUUGUUCACACGAAAAUAAUUAUAUUUCUUGCAGUUCUUCCAAAAUAAAAGACAAUUGUCUUAAAAGGUAUGUUUAUAAAGAAAAAACAAGAACAAUUUUUAUCGAUUUCUUCAACAUUUAAUUAGUAAUCGAUUGAAAUAAUUUGAGGUUAUGUUAAAUGUUUUGUAUUCGAAGAUGAUUUUAUGAAUCUCAAAUUAAAAUGACAUUAGUAUUAUUAAAAACAGUAAGACUGGUAUUAUUAUUUUUUUAAAAUCGUCUUUAAUAUUAACAACAUGCUUAUCUUUAUUAUCUCUUCUAAAAUCUUCACACGAAAUCAAUAAAGGAAUCAUAACCCAUUCUAAGAACAACUAGUGAAAUAAAUCGAGUGCAAGUUGGUGAUUCUGCGUAUACUUUUGACAAAUGAUGCAAUAGUCGAGUAUGUAGGCGUUCGCCAUGUUAAAAAGAAAACAACAUGAAAAUUCCUGACACUUUUUAUGAAUAGGGCUAAAAUCAGUGUAGUUGAAUGUAAAAUUUCACUUACAGUUUUCUCCUGUGAUUACUGAAGCAUAAGCAAUGUCCUUUUGAAACACUGUUUAGUACAAAACGAACAAUAUUAUGAUAGAUUACUAGUUCCAAACAUAAAGAACAAAGCUAAACAAUCAUUUACGCGAAAAUAUUUGUUUCUAAUGCGAAACGAUCAGAAACAAUAAAUUUCCUUAAAAUCUAAUCCAUAAUCGUUAAAACCGGGAGCUAGACACAAUUUUCAUAAAAACCACCUUAUUUAUUAAAACCGAAAAUUUUUUUAUCAAAUUCUUAGUCCGAAGACGUUUAAAAAACGGCAGCCAUGAAUUUUGUACACUUGUUACUCGAUAAUAAUCCUUACGCAAAGAAGCAAAGAUACGUAAAUUGAAUCACCGACCGGCAAACGACAACGCAAGCGAAACUCGAUCAAAGCCAUGUGUAAACUUAAACAAAAAGUACAUGUUCGAUUUUAUAUUAAUCUUAUUUUGAUUCUAUUUACCAGUAUAAGAGUUUUUAUCCUCGAAUCGUGGGGAAUUAUUAUUAUAUUAACCGGAGAAUUGUUAAUUAUAAUUUGUUUUAUUGCUAAUUUCUUUAUAAACAUAAUAUGUACUGUUGAUACAUUUGGGCUGAAAAACAUGGUGGACGUUGAGGGCGUUGAGGCAUGCGCAGUAAACAGUAUUAAUUUUGUUAAUUAACAUUCUUAGCUUCUUAUUUAUUUCAAUAUUCGUAAUAAAUUGAAAAGUACUCAUUAUACCUUAAUUAGUUAUGAGGAUUUUAUAAGACGACUUCUUACAGUUGAAAGUUUUGUGUGUUAAAUCAAUCUCAAGAUUUAAUUCGGUUUUUUUCUAAAACGCUUCUCCUAAUUUAAAAACAUUACGUCAGGUAAUUUCAUUUCGUAAAAAUGUUCUUGUUUUGUUUUUAACGUACUACUAUAUAUUUAAUUGUUGUGAAAUUGCCUCAAAAAAAAUAUCUAUUUAUAUCUUCGAUACUUACUACAGAAUAGUGUUGCCAACAUGACUAACUUUAUAAAUAAAUAUAAUAGAUUCUCCUAGUGAGGAGAAUAAAAAUAUUAACUUUUAAAAAGUACCUUAAUAAUAAUGAUAAUAAUAAAAUCGUGAUGGACUUCUUAUAAUUGUGAUAUUAAGUGGCUAUGAAAAAAUAAGUGUCCAAACAAUACUUUCGAACUGAAAUAUUGAAAUUAAAAUUUUAAAUUUCAUUUGGAAGUAUUUUAUUAAGUAAA
Molecule: messenger RNA, 6939 nt
Organism: Diorhabda carinulata
Lineage: Eukaryota; Metazoa; Arthropoda; Insecta; Coleoptera; Chrysomelidae
Gene: Pkc53E
Product: protein kinase C, brain isozyme
Exons: 14
Coding region: 294-2294 (666 amino acids)
Biological process (GO): protein phosphorylation
Molecular function (GO): zinc ion binding; diacylglycerol-dependent serine/threonine kinase activity; ATP binding
Source: RefSeq, a predicted model, not a curated record